Gallus gallus (chicken) is the source of this 2280-nucleotide messenger RNA. RefSeq names its product Src like adaptor 2 (gene SLA2). The record is from RefSeq and is a predicted model, not a curated record. The transcript is spliced from 7 exons. Lineage: Eukaryota; Metazoa; Chordata; Aves; Galliformes; Phasianidae. Gene Ontology annotation, molecular function: protein binding. The coding region runs from base 989 to 1810 and encodes 273 amino acids.
GACGGCCGGGCGCGCUCCGUCUGUGCGGCGGGCGCUCUCCUUCUGGGUAAGCCGUGAGAGCGCCGCGGCCGCGGGGCAGGAGGUGGGGAAGGACGGCCGUCCCCGGGGGCUUUCAAGGCACAGCAGCGACUCUGGCGAUGGCUUCAAGGAGGAAGUUGGAGUGACCGCGGCAGCUGCUUCCCCCCAACGCAGCUGUUAUCUUAACUCCCGGAGCGACCGAUAGAGGUGGGCGCGGAGCCCUUCUCCUUUGCCGGACCCGCGGCUGCAAAGCGCUCCCGGGUCACGGCGCGUCCCGGACCGACCCGCGGGUCCCUCUCUGCCUCCUUCCGCCUCUCCGGUCGCGGCACCGGGAGGCCACGCGCUGCCGCGUCAGCUCAGCCGUCGGCCCGGCCCCGUGUGCCGCCGGGGCUGCAGCGGCGCUGACCGAGCGGAGCGGAGCGGAGCGGCCCAAACCCCAAACCCCAUCCCCCCCUCUGCCGGCGCGAGGCCGAGCGGCGGCCGCUUUCGUGUACGCGCUGUUCUUUUUCCGUGCGCACUUCACACCGACACGGCGGUUUGCGAUCGACCAGAAACUCAGAGAAGCGCAACCGGCGGCAGGAUGUGAGCGCAGCGGCGCGGCCGGGGGCAGAGAGCGGCGCCGGGAGCAGCGGGAGCCGUCUUCGCUUCUCCAGCGGCCGCGCCGUGCGGCAGCGGUGUCCCGGCGGCAGCCGACGGCACUCCCGCACACGGCGGGGCGGCGCUGAGCGAAAAGGAGAACCCCGCUGCGCUGCGCCGCGCCAGCCACAGGAAGCGCCGCAGCCGCAGGUGCUCCGGCAGAGCCCGGCCUCGUCGCUUCGCACCGCUGCGGGCCCCGCGCCCAAACGCCGGGAUGCCCGGCGCCCGCCCGGCCCGGAGGAGCCCGGCGCGAUGGCGGCGGCCGUGAGCGGCAGCCGGUGGGGCCCACGGGCGGGGGCCAGGGCUGCGUGCUGACCGCGCAGCGCGGCGCGGGAUGGGGAUCCUGCCCAGCCGGGAGAAGCCGCUCAGCGCCGCACCGUUGGCCGCCAUCCCCGCGCCGUCCCCACUGCCCACACUGGCAGCCUCGGGAGGAUUCCAGGCGCUGGCGCUGUGUGAUUUCCCCUCUGGCGAAGGCGCAGCCGCUGUGCUGAGGAUGGGCGAGCAGCUCCGUGUCCUCUCUGAGGACGGGGAGUGGUGGCUCGUGGCAUCCCAGGUGUCCGGCAAGGAGUGCCUCAUCCCCAGCAGCUGCGUAGCCAAAGUGCGGCACAGGUGGCUGUAUGAGGGUGUCAGCCGGCAGAAAGCGGAGGAGCUGCUGCUGCAGCCGGGCAACCACAGUGGAGCCUUUCUGAUCCGUGAGAGUCAGACCCGGAGAGGCGGUUUCUCGCUGUCGGUGCGGCGCACUGAGCUCGCCUCAUGGGAUGCGGUCACGCAUUACCGCAUCCACCGCCUGGAGAACGGCUGGCUCUACAUCUCACCCCGCCUCACCUUCCCCAGCCUGCACGACCUCGUGGACCACUACAGCGAGUGUGGGGAGGGUCUGUGCUGCACCCUCAGGGAGCCCUGCACCACGGAGGUGGCAAAGGCAGUGCCAGCCCCGGUCCGGCCCGCCGUGGUGAAGAAGCCAACGCUCAACUGGGACAAAAUUGACAGCUCCGUCCUGCUCUCAGAGGCUGUGCCACCGCCAGGGAAGGAGAAGGAGGAGGAGGACUCCCCCAUCAGCCUGGGCCUGCGGGAAGCCAUCAGCUCCUAUCUGCUGCUGACAGACGGCACAGUCCCAGAGAUGGGACCUAUGGGGAAGGGGGCAAAGAGCAGCUGAGGGCACAGCCCCCCUGGCCACAGCCCCGGGGAUGGGCACCCAGGCCUACUCACAGUCAGGCUCAUGCUCCAUGGCCCACGGCCCCUCCAGCACACACACACCCCACCUCAGGCUGCACCAGGGCUCUCCUCCCAGCCCCAGCACUCCCCACUGUGGGCUGCUGGGCCCUGAGCAGCACCCAGAGGGCAGAGGCCGUGGCCCUGCAGUGAGGGCACAUAAGGCAGCAGCCAUGCUGGCAGUGGUGCAGCUGCUCCAUGAGCUGGGGUAGAGCCCAGGGCUGCAGGCUGAGCCCACACAGAGGCACAGCCUCACAGCUCCAGGCCCCACAGCAUAUACACGUGGAGCUCUGCACAGCACAGAGCCUGGGCCCCCCAGAGCCCCUCAGCAUGACAGGAGCAGCCCUGCCCCACCCCACAGAGACAGGUUUAAAGCUUUAAGUCAUCCAUUAAACGGGAUCUUGCAAGAACAUA